Messenger RNA from Meloidogyne enterolobii, 2998 nucleotides. Lineage: Eukaryota; Metazoa; Nematoda; Chromadorea; Rhabditida; Meloidogynidae. The record is from the annotation of a GenBank genome assembly.
AUGUCUAUUGAAUCGGAUAAGUAUUCUUCCAAUUUUUCCAAUGGAAUAUCAAAUAAUUGCAAUUCUGCCUCUCAUCAAUCAAUUCAAUAUCCAGAUGAGCCAUCUGAAGGGAUAAGAGCUUGCAUACUUGGGCGUGAACGCAUUUCUAAAUUAUUUUCAUCUCCAGAUUUUGCUAAAACUAUUGUUGAUUGUUUUGUUCGAGUUGUUGAUCAAAGUAGUAAUGGAGACAUUAAAAAGUAUAAGAUUGCACGUGUUGUCUCUGUUUUGGAUAAUCUUGAUCAUGGAUGUUAUGGUGAAAAUAAAGGGAAAUUGCUACAAUUAGAUGAUAAAACGGAAAUUGAUUUAGAUGUAAUUUCUGAAGAUCAGGCAGAAGAGCUUGAAAUUCAACAAUGGUUAAUGAGUUUGAUAAGAAAGAAUAAGCCAACACCUUCAAUUGAUCAACUUAUAAAUAAAAUUACUGAAAUUUCUUCUGCUCUUUCUUGGCCAUUUUCUCCUGACGAAAGACAAACAGAGCCUGAUUAUCAUUCCAUAAAUGAAGGAAUUAAUUUGGUUGAGAGUAUUAUUGAAUCAGAAGUUACGGAUGUUCAACAUGUUUUAAGUGGUGUUGUUGAAUCUGUAGAAAGUGAGGAAAUUAAUGAAUACCUUAUAGAUCAAGAAAUAACUGAAAAUUUGGAAAUUAGUGAAAUGGCUGCAGAACAGAUUUUUAAUGAACCUGAAGAACCAGACAUUAUAAUACAUGAACCAGACAUUGGAAUUCUUGAACCAGACAUUGAAAUGAAUAUUGACAAUAUUCCUAGUGAAUUCAAUCAAAUAUUUGAUAAUAAUGAAGGUGUUCAGCAUUCCGACAAUCAAUCUAACCAGGCUUUUAUUAAUUCUGAUACUUUAAUUGGUGGAUAUCAAACUGAGGAUGGAAGAUUCAAAAUUUGUAUUGCUGAUGAUGAUGGUAUUAUUGGAAGUGUUAUGUCUCCUAAUAAGCAAAGAGCGAAAGAAAAAAAUCCUAUUGAAUAUAUUGAAUAUUUGGAUGAUAUUUUGCCAAUUAUUUUAUCAAAAACAUUUAUUAUACAAACUAUGCACUCCGCUGAAUUUAAUCAGUUGGUUACUGAUUGUUUUGUUUUUGUUAAAUAUGACAAAGAUUCAAAUGAAAAUGAAGGAACGAGUAAAGAAUCGACAAAUAAAGAAGAAUAUAAACUGGCAAAAAUUUGUAAAGUUGAGGAUACUGAAAUUGUUUAUCGUUAUGAAGAUUUAUUUUUCCAAAAAAGAAUUUUAUUGGAUUCUAAUGAUGAUCUCUUUGAAUUGACUUUAAAUAAUGUUUUGGAUCAACAGCCGACAAAUGAAGAAUUUAAAAAAUGGGUUUUGGCUAUAAGUACUAAAGCAAAGAAAUCAAUUAAGGUUAAUAAAAUUGUACCAACUUUACAAUUUGUUAUAUCAAAACAUGUCAAAAUUGAUAGUUGCCGAACAAAUUCUUUGCUAGAGAAAAAUCUUAAACUUUAUGAAUUAGCCAAUAAAGAAGCUUCUAUUAUUUACGAAAAACAAAAUAAGGUAAAUAAAAAUAUAAGUAUUUGUCUAUUAAUUUUAAAUAUUUUUUUGAAGAUAACUACAUAUAAUGAAUUACUUCAAAUUUUCUUGAAGCGUUCAGAAAUUCUUAAAAUAGUUCGCCAUCAAAGUUUUUCAAAAACAAUUAUUGGAACCUUUGUUAGAUUUCUCUAUAAUUUACCUAAUGUUACUAGAAGUGAACAUUCUCAAGCUCAAGACAGUUUAAGAUAUAAGAUUGUGCAAAUUGUCGGUGUUCAUAAAUGUGAAUUUCCAUAUCCUGUUGGACGUUUUUCAGUCGAUAAAGAACUUAAAAUUGAAUGGGAUAGAGUUAUUGUACAUUGUAAAAUUUCUUCAAUUUCUGAUACAAUUCCAACGCAAAAAGAGUUUGAUAAUUGGAUGACUGCUAUUGAAAACAAACAUUCAGAAUCAACAAUUCCUUCUAUUCAUUUUCUUAAGUCAAAAAGUGUGGCAAUUAAAAAUGCUCUUGAUUUAGAAAAAGAAGAACACAUUAAUGUACUUAAAACUCCGGAAACAAACAAAAAUACAAACUAUUUUGAGAUGUCAACAUCAAUUGUAGCCGAAUCACAUUCUCAAACAAAAAACACUGUACAGACACCCGAACCGAUUACAACUAAAUCAAAUAUUUCCUCUUCAACACCAACUUUUGCCCGUCCUUCUGUUUCGACACCAGCAAUUGCUACAGACAUUCCAACAACAAGUUCUGGACACAAACUUAAAGGAUUUGGAAUUUUUAAGCAUUUAAGAAAUGGUUUAAGUGAAGGUCCACAAUUAAGGAAGAAGGAAACGCCGGCAUUGAAAGCUCUUCCUCUUUUAAGAAAAACUGCAAAGAAAGCACAGCCAAAAAUGCAAGCUCCAGUCAGAAAUUUCUAUAAUCAAUUAACGCAAAAAGAUAAAGAAAUUCUGCUUAAAAAUGGAUUUAAAGGGGCUGUAAAUGUUCGGAUUAACAAGAGAGAAUUUGAUAAAUCAAUGGAAUUUGCCAAUUGUUUUGAAUUUACAAGGAAGAAUAAAAAUGUGGAUAGUAAAUUAUUGUCAAAUACUUUGGAGAGAUUACAAACCCCAGCAAACAGAAAAAGACCUCGUUCACCACCAAUUUCAUCUAAUGAUAAUUUGAGUAGUUCGACGGAAGCUUCUAUUGGUGCAUGCGCAAAUAUUAGUGUUGGGGAACCAAUUUCAAUUAGCAAAAAUGUUGGAGUUUUGCAAAAUGAAAAUCCUCCCUCUGAAAUUCAACAGCCACAACAAAAAAUUAAAAAGCAAGAUUCUCUCACUACAUUGCCUGCUCAAAUUAAUAAAUUAAAAGUGGAAAUUAUUGAAGUUGAUGAAGUGAAUAAAUGAAUUAUUUUUAGGACUUAAAAGAUUAUUGACAUCCAUCAAAAUUUGUUUACCUUUGUUUUGAUCUGAUUUUAAUAGAGUUUGGAAACAAAAUAAUUUUGUGAAUUUUUGGUAA